Molecule: messenger RNA, 4302 nt
Organism: Lucilia sericata (common green bottle fly)
Lineage: Eukaryota; Metazoa; Arthropoda; Insecta; Diptera; Calliphoridae
Gene: MBD-R2
Exons: 5
Coding region: 359-4087 (1242 amino acids)
Biological process (GO): regulation of transcription by RNA polymerase II
Cellular component (GO): NSL complex
Molecular function (GO): DNA binding
Source: RefSeq, a predicted model, not a curated record
CAGCAUUUUUUCUCGAGAAAACGUGAAUGCGAAGUAGGCUCUGUGAAAAUUAUAAAAAAAUACCAAGAAUAAUGUUUUAAAAUUUAAAAAACCACAAGCAAAGUGUUAAAUAAACAUAGUAGCAUUGAAAUAAUAUAAAACUUUCGCCACAGAAAUAAAAUUGAAAAGAAAAACGUGAAUUUAAAAAUUUGCUCAAGAAAUUUCGUCACAGAAAAUUAAAGGAAUAAGAACAAGCAUUGGAAAAAAAUUCUGACCAUCGACGCACACACACAUUCGAACGCGUUAACGGCAUUACCAAAACACAAAAGUGUAAACAUAAACAAUAAGAAAACAACAAAACCAUCAGAAAACAUAAACAAUGGGUCGCCGGUGUUGCAUUACCGGUUGUACAUCCACGUCACGCUUGCCGGAGCAUCAUGGUGUUACUUAUCAUUCGUUUCCCGCUGAUCAAAAUGCACGCUCUAUUUGGAUACGUAACACGAAAAUCAGCUCAGAUCGUCAUAUUACCAAAAGUGUUUUAGUCUGCUCGCGGCAUUUUCGACGUGCAGACUUUCAGCCACAACGCAGUGGUAAAUAUUUGCUAAAGCAAAAGGUGUUUCCUACCGUCUUUCCCUGGGGUAAAAUAGAUGCAGCACAGAUUGAGGAAGAUUUGGAAUUUUUAAAUUCUACUGGCAACUCGGCACCCAGUAAUUUGUUGUCAACCUCCUCCACAGUAGAUGAAGAUACAAAAGCCACUGUGGCCGCCACGGUGGCUCAGAUAAUGGCUCAGACUGCUGAAUUAAAUGCUGCUGCGGGUAUUAAGUUGGAAAAGCCGGAGUCGGGAUUAGAGGAGUCAUUUAGUGAACCUGCUGUGGUAGCUACCAACCCCCCUACACCGCCCAAUGUUAAAUUUGAACCAGUUACCUCAUUUAACCCCGGAGCUAGACUAGAGGCCCAAGAUUUCGAUGGUGUUUGGCAUGCGGCCCGUAUUGUGGAAGUGGAUAAUGAUGAUCGUGAAGUUUUAAUUAAAUUUGAGAAGACGGGUAAAAAUAAAUCCACUAUGGCUGGUACUGAAGAAUGGAUUCCCAUGAAUUCAACACGUCUACGGCAGCGCAUUUCCACCAAACCUAUAUUGAACUUUGAAUUAGAGGAAAAAUGCUUGGCACGUUGGUCGGGACCACGCAAAUUUCCCGGUACUGUUAAGAAAAUCUUACCCAAUGAUGUUUAUGAGAUUCUAUUCGAUGAUGGUUAUAUUAAAAAUGUACGCGCUAUUCAUAUGAACAAAGUAGCAACAACAACAACAUUACUAGAACCAACAGUGAUGGAGACAAUACCAGCAGAAGUUCCGGCUGAUGUGCCUGUACCAGCUGUUGUUUUAGCUGAUACUGCAGAACCUUUGCCAGUAAUUCCCACUACUCAAGCUAUAAAAAGGCCUUCUUCGGGUCAGAAUUCUGGUAGUCAUACUAAAAAACGUACAGCCAAUGGCGGCAGAAAGGAUUGGCCUUUGUUGGAUUUGUCUAAAUUGGAUUUGUCCUCUCUUAAUCUUCCCGAGAUACCCAAAGAUGGUGAAUGGACUUGUCAUUGGGUUAAUGAUCAACCCAUUGGUCGUGAGGGUUAUUUAGUAGUGGGCGAACAUCGUAAACCCACAGUUAUAGUAGAAGAUUGGCGUCUGCCUCCCGGUUGGGUCAAGCAUAUGUAUCAACGUUCUAAUGUCUUAGGCAAGUGGGAUGUAAUAUUGGUAUCACCCAAUGGAAAACGUUUCAGAUCAAAACCUGAUCUCAAAUCCUAUCUGGAAGAGUUGGGUCAAAUUUACAAUCCAGAUAUAUAUGAUUUUAGUAUACAUCGUCGUCGUGCUAAGGAUAUUAAUUGUUAUGUAUAUACACCCGACUAUGUACCACAGCAGCCGGCUAAAUCUAAGUCUUCCUUAAAUACUUCGAUAGACACUAGUUUGGCAACUAAAACAUCAUCAAUAGUGGGAACAUUACCCACUGCUGUUUCCUCACCCUAUAUGGAAACUCCCAUAGCAGAACCUUUGCCACCUAUAGAAUUAUUAACUACUUCUUCUAGUAGUAUGGCGGCUGAAGAUAAAAGUGUCACCCAAGUAGAGGCAGAAGUACCGAAACAACUUUUAGAAGCAGCAGAAGUUAGUUCGACACCAACACCUACUUCAACACCCACGGUGGGUUUGAAAGAAGAGGUCGUGGUAUCUUCAGACUGUGCUACACCUACUCCAGUGAUUGCUGCUGCAGUUCCUCCAGCUUCAGUAGCAGCGCCUGCUGCGUUAGAGACUCAAAAAGUUGAUGAUGGUUAUGCUCUUAUUGGUGGCUUAAAAGUACAGAUUAUAGAUAAUCUAUUCCGUUGUCCCCAGGAGGGUUGUUCCAAGAAUUUCCGCAAAGAAAAUCAUUUACAAAUACAUGUCAAGCACUAUCAUCGCAAUUUGAUCAAAUUACUCGGCACCUGUCCCAAAAUGCUCGAACUGGCUGAAAAACGUACACAUCCUGUCGACAAUGAAGCCUCAGAACCGGUACCUAAAAAUCAAAUACCCAAUCAGCAGUUCUUUGCUAAAUUGCAUCAACAAGAUCUUGAACAAACUCGGGCUCAUCGCAGAAGUACUGGUGCCCUAAAGGCUUCUGUGGAUGCUGUACCAAACGAAAUUAAAAUCGAACCAACUGAAGAAACACCAAUUAAAGUUGAAGAUAAUAUGGAUACUUCACAAAAUGAUACUUCCAUUAAUACGGCUUCUAGUACAGUUUUGGAAAGUUCUUUUGCUUCGACUAGUGCAGCCGAUGAGACGGUGGCUUCAGCAGAUGCUUCCAUAGCAGCCGAGGCACCGCCCAGUAAACGUUCUAGGUUUUCACCAAGCAAAAGAACUCCGGGCUCUAGGAAAAGUAAUCGUCAAAGAACUACUAGAAAGUAUCUUACUGCAGCCCAGGCCACUGCAGGAGUGGUGGCUACUACUACCGCUGCUAGCGCGCCACUGCCGGUGCCUGUGGCAGACACCAGUUUUAGUGGUGUGGCUGAAUUUGAGGAAACCCGCCACUCCUUUAAUGCUACUCCCGAUAUUAAUAAAGAAGUCAAGAAACGUAAAACAGUUUUACCUUCUAACACACCCCUAAGUAGUGUGGAUUCUCCCAUUACCGCUGAUUCGGGAUCAAAUUCUUUCCAACCACAAAAUUCCACAGAAAAUGAUGCUAUCAACCAACCUCCUCCUCAGUACAUCAAAGAAAAUGGUGAAUUAAUUAAAAUUGUACACAUGCGCCAGGAAGAAAUCAUUAAUUGCUUAUGUGGCUAUUGUGAGGAGGACGGUUUAAUGAUACAAUGUGAACUUUGCCUCUGCUGGCAGCAUGGUCUGUGCAAUGGCAUCGAUAAAGUUUCACAAGUUCCAGAUAAAUAUGUCUGCUAUAUAUGUCGCAAUCCCCAAAGAUGUCGUGAAUCUUUACGCUUCAAACAUGAUCAAGAUUGGCUCUAUGAAGGCAAACUUCCUGUGGCUAACUAUCAUACUUCCAAUAAUAGUGUUUUAAACAAAAGGGCAGAAUACCUUAAACGUUCUCAUACUUUGACGGGCAAUCUAUUGGAGUUGAAAAACUAUAUGCACUCACUAAGAGUUAAAAUCAAUAUAGCCAAUAAUAAAUGUCAUCCCAAGCUGUAUUUGUGGGCUAAAAAAUGGGAUGAGGAUGAAGUGGUGGAUGUAAAAAAUGAAAUUAAACUUGAGGCGGAGGAUGAAAAUAAAACUAACAAUCCUGCUAUGCCGUUAACACCCAGCAAGAAAAUUAAAUCUGAACCCACAACACCAGCCAGACUGGUGCCCAAUAUACCACAACCCGAGGCAGCCAUAGAUCCCAGUGAGUGUCAGCAGCGUUUAAUGGAACACAUUAAGAUUCAGCAGGAAUUGGUAAUGGGACGUUUGAGUGACAUAGAAGCAGCCAUAGAUGUUUUGGAAAGUGAGGAUGAUUUACCCGAUUUACGUGAAGACGAUUUGGGUGCCACCAAAGAUGUUCUGGCUGCUUUCAUUAAAGAAUUGGAUACGGUUAAACAAAUUGCCAAGCUUAAUAGUUUGGAACAUACAAAAUUGGCCUAUAAGAAUCCUAUACCUCCAGCAGUUAAAUAAUUUUGCUGAUCAUUUCCUUUCUUUUCUUAAGGAAUUUGUUUUUACUAUUUUAUAAUUUUAUUCUUAAUUUUUUUUGCUUAGUUUAUUUAGUUUAUUAUAAUCAAUCGUUUUAAUUUGCUAUAGCUUUUUAAAAGCUAAUUGCUAUUCCUUGUAGAUUUUUUAUAACUUGUUUUAAUUGGUGAAAUAAAUUUUGAAUAAAAAACCCCCCUACCCCA